This is a messenger RNA of Penicillium antarcticum, 1830 nucleotides long. RefSeq names its product tRNA modification GTPase. Gene Ontology annotation, molecular function: GTP binding; protein binding; GTPase activity. Bases 1 to 1830 code for a protein of 609 amino acids. The transcript is spliced from 3 exons. Gene Ontology annotation, biological process: tRNA wobble uridine modification; tRNA methylation. NCBI's taxonomy places the organism in Eukaryota, Fungi, Ascomycota, Eurotiomycetes, Eurotiales, Aspergillaceae. The record is from RefSeq and is a predicted model, not a curated record. Gene Ontology annotation, cellular component: cytoplasm; mitochondrion.
AUGCGAGCAUCUAACCGACUAUUGCGCUGGGCCGUCCCCUUUGGUCAAGCAACGAGUCGACCGUGGACUGCGACAUCGAAUAAGGCCCAUAUCCGACGUCAUGUCUUCUCCCCCAAAACGCCAGUCCUGCGGAGAACGGGCGGCCAAGCUCGUGCAUUCUCGUCGACCUUACCAACUCGGUUUAUGUUAGAUGCAGACUCCACAAUCUACGCCCUCUCCACUGCACCCGGUAGAGCAGCCAUCGCUGUAGUACGCGUCUCCGGCCCAGCCAGUGUACCAAUAUACAAAGCCCUCUGCCCAAAUAAUCCCCUCCCGAAACCCCGCCUCGCAGCUCUCCGCACCCUAUACGAUCCAACCAAGCCACCAUCCCAAAACACAAUCCUCGACGCAGGCGCUCUGGUCCUCUUCUUCCCAAAUCCAAAAACAGUGACAGGCGAAGAUGUUCUAGAAUUUCACAUCCACGGCGGGCCAGCAAUCGUCAAAGCAGUUCUCGCCGCAAUCUCCAAAACAAACAGCCCAAGCCAUGAAAUCCGCUACGCCGAACCGGGCGAAUUCACCCGUCGGGCAUUCAUGAACGACCGCCUAGGCCUCCCCCAGAUCGAAGCAUUGAGCGAUACACUCUCCGCAGAUACAGAGCAGCAGCGCCGACUGGCCGUGCGCGGAUCCAGCGAUGCAUUGCUAAAGCGGUAUGAUACCUGGCGACAGCAAUUGCUAUACGCGCGCGGCGAGUUAGAAGCGUUGAUUGAUUUCUCUGAGGAUCAGCAUUUCGACGAGUCGACUGAGGAGCUGGUUUCUUCUGUUGCGGCGCAGGUGGGUGUGUUGAGUGUGCAAAUUGGGUUUCAUAUUCGGAAUGCGUCGCGCGGGGAGUUGCUGAGAAAUGGGAUUCGCGUUGCGCUUUUGGGGGCGCCGAAUGCGGGUAAGAGCUCGCUUUUGAAUCGCGUUGUUGGAAAGGAGGCUGCUAUUGUUAGUACUGAGCAGGGGACUACUCGGGAUAUCGUUGAUGUUGGGGUUGAUCUUGGCGGGUGGUUUUGUAAGCUUGGUGAUAUGGCGGGGAUUAGGGCUGAGCGGGGGGAUGGGAAUGGGAAUGGAGAGGUUGUUAUUGGAGCUGUUGAGAAGGAGGGCAUUCGCAGGGCUAGGGAGAGAGCUUUGGAGUCGGAUGUUGUUAUCGUGGUGGUUUCCUUGGAAGACUCUAAUGAUGGAGUUCGUCUCUUCGUUGAGCCGGAGGUCCUCGAUGCGGUUAAUGACUGCGUGGAUGCGGGAAAGUGUCUUCUUGUGGCGAUUAACAAGUGCGACAAGCUACACCCUGAUUUGACCGGUGGUGUACCACAGUCGUUGUCUAAUACGAUCCAUGAGAUCUUCCCAGCGGUACCAGCCGAUCGCGUGUUUGCCAUUUCUUGCGAAGAGGCACAGCGUGGAUCUUCUGCGACUACUACAGACCCUGGAAAUUUACAAGGAUUCCUACGCGGUCUAAUCUCGACUUUCGAACAGAUUGCCUCUCCCCUCGGCAUGGACGAAGAUGGAAUUACUCAAUAUGAUCUUUCGUAUUGGGAGGAUUCUCUUGGCGUCACUCAUCGCCAAAGCUCUAAUUUACAAAUCUGUCUCGGCCAUCUGGACGACUUCAUGUCCCAAGCCUCUUCCGUCAAAUCCCCCGACUCACAGGAGAGUGGGCUUUCAUCUCUUGACCACGAGUCCGAAAUCGAUAUUGUCACUGCUGCAGAACAUCUUCGCUUUGCAGCGGAUAUGUUGGCCAAGAUCACAGGCAAAGGCGAAAGUGGAGAUGUCGAGGAUGUAUUGGGAGUUGUCUUUGAAAAAUUCUGUGUCGGCAAGUGA